Racocetra persica is the source of this 441-nucleotide messenger RNA. Lineage: Eukaryota; Fungi; Glomeromycota; Glomeromycetes; Diversisporales; Gigasporaceae. The record is from the annotation of a GenBank genome assembly.
AACAUAAAAUCGGUAAAUUAGGAGAAAAUGUUUUUGUUUGGCAUGAUAAAUGCAUUAGUAAUGAAAAUGGAUGGACAAACAUGACACCUGAAUUUGAAAAAAUCAUAUCUCCUUCUUCGAUUUUAUUAUUUCGGUAUUCCGCUUUAACUUUUAAUAGUCAUCGUAUUCACUAUGAUCACAUUUAUUCAACUAAAGCUGAAGGAUAUCCUGGUUACUUGGUCCACGGACCACUCACCUGUACUUUUCUUCUUGAUCUGGUUCGUGACAAUCUGCCAAGUACUGCAUAUAUUAGAUCUUUCUCUUAUAGAGCAUUAAGUCCUUUAUAUGUUGGCGAAGAGUUUAAGUUAUGUGGAAGUAAAAGUGAUAUUAAUGAUAAAUCUUUUGAUGUUUGGGCUGAAAAUAUACAAGGAGGAGUUGCUAUGAAGGGAACUGCUAUGAUAG